Molecule: messenger RNA, 3691 nt
Organism: Coregonus clupeaformis (lake whitefish)
Lineage: Eukaryota; Metazoa; Chordata; Actinopteri; Salmoniformes; Salmonidae
Gene: rflna
Product: refilin A
Exons: 3
Coding region: 1875-2270 (131 amino acids)
Biological process (GO): negative regulation of chondrocyte development; skeletal system morphogenesis; actin filament bundle organization
Cellular component (GO): actin filament bundle
Molecular function (GO): filamin binding
Source: RefSeq, a predicted model, not a curated record
GACCAGGCCUGGGCUUCAGUUCACCGGGCUUGGGUAGGACCGGGAUCACAUUUUCAGUUCUAAUGAGAACUCUAAACUGCAGUCGGGUCUUGUGUGCAGUCCGGCAGUGUCAAUUAUGCACGUACUUUCAAUGUAUGGCGACUUUGUGUGAAGUAAAUAUGCUAGGCUACCUGUUCGGAUAAUGUGCUAUUUGUGGGAAUGCUUUAGUGCAACCCAUUGGGUGAAAAUGUAAUUUCCCUUGUCAUUUAAUUUGUGAAGAGUGGUCCUGGGCCCCUAGCCUGGAGCCCACCUACCAUUCAAAAGUGUUUACACUUUCAAAGGCUGCCAACACAUUAAUUCCUCUGGAUAAACAGCCAGGAUGCUGCUUCUGCCAGAGCACAGAAGACAUGCCAAUCACACUCUUUUAAUAUGUUGAUGCCAGCAGCACACAGUGGAAAAUUAAUGAUUUUGCAGAUUAUGGUCCAUUUACAGGGAUUAACAGCAAUGAGGGUAGCAUGGUUAUUGGUUACACUAGCUCUCAUCUGAGUGAGAGUGAUAUACUCAGCAGAGCUGAAGUUGCAAGCUGGGGUACAGUACAGCCCACAGAGUGAGGUUUUGUUGGGUGCCGAUUUGGGGGUUUGGGUAAGACGAGAGCUGUGUGCUGCACAGUGAUUUGGGUGGCACCUCUGCUGUGCCCUUGGCCUGUUCUGACCUGUCCCAAGAGCUAUGAUGUUGGAGAGACAUGUGCAGCCAAACCUUAACGUGACAACUUUGCUCGAUCUACCCUUUGUAAUGACAGAGAGAGAAAGAGAGGGAGAGAAAGAGAGAUGGUGGGAGCAGAAUGAUAUAGUUGAUUCAGGAAGUUCGUGUUUGGGGAGAUCCUGUAAUUACACAUAAAAGUGUUAGUUGGACGUCUUGGACUCACAACGAAACGUGUAUUGUCUGGAUGGCAUUAUGACUAGAUGUCAUGUUGACUGGAUGACAUCCGUGCGUGCCUAUGGGCUAAGACAGCAGCACUGUAUAGACUUGGCAAAGGAUUUAGAAUUUGCUAAUUGGUUCCAGAAGCGGUAGUUACAGUGUAUGGGUUUGUGCCUAUGACUUUAUUGGUCUCUAGGCAGAUGGUGGGACAGGACAGCAAAGUCCCUAUGGAGAGGCCUUCUCAUAAGGUCUUUCUCAGUCAGAAUGCUGGGUGUAACAGGUGAACCAAGUCUGGAGCAUAGGAAAGAUCUAACACUGACACCUACUAGAGGGUAUUUCACUCUCUGAUGACAUGGUCUAACCAGUUUGUCAUACUGUGCUAUACUGUACCGUAUGUGAGACAUACUCUGAUGAGAUACAUACAGUGCCAUGAGGUUGACAACACUGACUACAAGGCUUCAUCCAUUUACAGUCAAAUGAAAUAAAAUGAACCUUAACAUGUAUGUGACCUCUCUGGGACAGGGUUUGUUGUGUAGUGCAGACAGACAGACAGAGACAGACAGACAGACAGUAGCCUCUCUCCUGUCCUGGACAGCCAUGUGUGCUGUUGGCUGGGCUGGUGUGUGUGUCUGGACUGUAGGCGCUCUGUGGGGUUGAUUUAGUGGAGGGAGCAGAGCGGUUCUAAUGGCUUGAGCAGUUGGAGCAGUGACAUUGCCCAGGUCCAGGAGACACAGAGGUGGAGGAAUGCUCUCAACUAGCCCUCUCAGCUACACAACAGGCAGACAGGAUGGCUGGCUUUGGAAGUUCUUUCAGAAGCAUACAACUGGGCUGCUAAUAGUGGGAUCUCGCAGGACAGUCUACUCUUGCCUGUAGAAUGGAUUCUGCCAGCCCACUUCCCUCAUCUGCCAGCUCACUUCCCCUCACCACCACUGCCGUACCUUCUCCUGAACUCAACGGGGACGGACCCGAGGGCACGCAUGUACCCUGUGUUCUUUGGGGAGAGCAUCGAGGUCAUCCCAAAACCUGAAACAGAGAUCAAGUGUAACUCUGAGGUGAAGUAUGACUCAGACAAGCACUACCGGGACCAGGUGUACUGCGCUCCCGUUCCAACAGUGACGUCCUACAGCGAGACGGUCGUUGCCGUGCAGAACUGCACCUGGAGGAGUUACAAGUCCCAGGUGUACCUAGAGCCGCGCCAGAGGCCCCUGCACUACCAGAGCACCACCAUAGUGUACCCCAAACACGCCAAGAACACUUACCGCACCACGCUCAAUUACAACGCUACGGGCUCCCGCCGCUGGUUUGUCUCCACUGUCCAGCUGGAGUCCAGUGAGGAUAGCAGCCCCUGCAUCAUCUACACAGAGGACCUCUAAACCUGAUCCCAGACCUGCCUGGCGAAUCCUACUGUUAUGGACACACACACACACAGAGGCGGACAGACGGGUGGACACACAGGAAGACUGACAGACUGACACACAGAGCGUGGUCAUAUUGCAUAAUGUAGGAGGGGUACUGUAGGGGAAGUACAGCAAAUCUCAUAGGCCUUUAAAGAGCAGUACUUCAUGGUUCAUUAUUUGUCUUAUUGAGUUGAGCGCUGCCAGUCUGUAGCCUCCUCUCAUCUCCAGGAACACCUCUGAUAGCUGAGCAUGACUAAUUAAGGGUUGAUGGUAGCAUGUUACACAUCUUGUUGGACUGUCAAUAUGCAUUAUAGAAAUGACAUAUUCAUGAAUGCUCAAAAGGGAAAAUUUAAGAAUACACAGACACACUCAUGAAAAGCGGCCUUUGUGUAAAUGAUGUGGGUAUUCUGAAAAGAGGGGGAAACAGAAAUGCAAUACUUAGUAUUUGAAAGAAUGGACCAAAGAUUUUGUAACAAAGGAGGUUUCACCCUAGUAGUGAGUCAUGUCUUUGUCACAACCUCAUCAAACUGUCAGAAAGGACUCCUGCAUUAGAUCUAAAUCACAUCUUUCUCAUUGCACCACAUCUUGAGGGUGUCAUGAGUACAUUAUUGUAGUCUCCAGUGAUGUCAAACUCCUCUCUGCAGCUCUGCUGUCUUGCUUUGACACCAAACCACAUCUUCACGAUAUAAACUCUAGAAUCUGCCUUUUUUGUCUGAUAGACAAAGGUCUUUUAAAGGAAAAUAUCACAUUCUCCACACCAUUUUCUACAACAAAUCGAGUCUUAGCAGGCACCUUGAACAGCAGGCAGACAGACAGUCAAGGUUUCUGUUAUAGAAUGCCUCUGGUGAAGGAGAUGCUUUUUGUCGCUGCCAUAACUACAAGCCAACCUGCCAGUUGCAAAUGCCAACCUUGGAUCCAGAGAGGAGGAGGGAGAGCAGAGCUAGCCAGUUAAUACUGUCACUAGCUGGGCAAAGCUGAGGAACAUUUCUGUCUGUUUUUAGACAUAGCCAGCUCUAGCCUCUGAUGUUCUGGUUGUUUGGCAGACUGGUAAAUACAACCAUAAAAAUCCCAACAUAUACUCUCUCCAGCACACUGUUGUAAUAUACAGGAUAGUGAAAUGGGUGGCUUGGAUUUAUAUACUGCUGUCAGGUGUUGUUAUAGGAAAAUAAUACAGAUGUAAUAUACAUUAUAUACAUAUGGAUAUGGAUUGUGGAACCUGGUAAAUAUUGAACUGUGUAUUAUGAAUUCAGAUAACUUACCUCAGUGUUUUUUUAGAUCUCUACUCUAUUUCAUUGAAUAUGUGUAUUCCCUACUUUUAAUUGACAUAUUGAGCUAUUUUUGUAAUGAAAACUGCAGUUAAUGUAGGUGUUGAAAAUGUACAAAGAAAGGUGUGUUUU